Molecule: messenger RNA, 2157 nt
Organism: Diuraphis noxia (Russian wheat aphid)
Lineage: Eukaryota; Metazoa; Arthropoda; Insecta; Hemiptera; Aphididae
Product: E3 SUMO-protein ligase KIAA1586-like
Molecular function (GO): protein dimerization activity
Source: RefSeq, a predicted model, not a curated record
GUUGAAGUUGAUUCAGUUAAAAGAAAAGUAUCAAAAGAAAAUGAAUCAAAUAAUAUAGCUAUUUCUGAAGAGGAUCAUCAGGAAUUGGAACCAGAUUUAAUGUUGACUUCUUUUAGAGAAAAACCAGAAUGUUGGGAUGACAAACAAUUAAAAUAUUUCACAGAUGAGUACCCUUGGCUUUAUUUUAAAGAGACUAAAUUAGGUUGUCUUAUUUGUAAAAAAGUAAAUUUUAAUUUAACAACAUGUCAUGGGGCACAUUCUUCUAAAGAAUGGAUAAAUGGUGAGGUGGGCGCUGUAGGAACUGAUGAUAGUAAAAUGAAAGCCAAUUUAAGAAAAAAAAUAUGUAAGCAUAAAAACUCACAAGCUCAUUUAAAAGCCCAACAAAUUAUUGAUAAGGGUUCAUGUGAAGUUUUACCUGGACAAUUUUCCAAACUUUCAAGUUUAGAACAUGAAACUACUAGAAAAGUUUUCAGAACUGCUUACUUUAUAKCAAAAAAUCAACGACCAUACACAGAUUUGCCUAAACUUGUGGAUUUACAAACCGUUAACAGUCUAAAUAUGGGUAGAAUUCUUCAUACUGAUAAAUCUUGUAACAGUAUAAUUGAACAUAUUUCAGUAGAAAUUAGGAUUAAGAUUUGCAAUGAUAUCAUUGAAAAUCAAAGAAAAUUUUGCAUUAUUGUUGAUGAAUCCACAACAUUAAGUCAAAAAACAAUGUUGGUUAUUUGCCUAAGAACUGUAGUUGGACCAAAUAAUGAAGUCAUAACUUUUUUUUUUGAUAUCAUUGAACUAACAAACACAUCUGCCGAUUCAAUCAAAAACGCUAUACUAACAAAUCUUUCAUCUCAUGGACUCAACAAUAAUUUUCUAAAGUUAAAUCUCAUUGCAUUUGUGAGUGAUGGCGCGUCAUCAAUGUUGGGUCGAAUUGCUGGUGUUGGAGCUCAAUUAAAAAAAAUGUACCCGAAUAUAGUUAUUUGGCAUUGUUGUAAUCAUAGGUUASAACUCGCUGUAUGUGAUACCUUAAAAGAAGUUAGUGGUAUUAAUAAUUUUCAACUGUUCAUUGAAAAAUUGUAUGCUCUGUAUCACCAAUCGCCAAAAAACAUGAAUGAGCUUCAUAUGUGUGCUGUAUCUUUGGAACAUAACUUACAACGUAUCGGGAAAAUUUUUACAAUACGAUGGGUUGCAUCAAGUGAAAGGACAAUAAAAGCUGUAUGGAACAACUUUCCAGCACUAUACCAACACUUCACAACUGCUGCCAAUGAUGGUUUAAGAACUUCAAAAGAAAAGUCAAAAUACUUGGGACUUAAAAGACAUUUGGCGUCAAUAGAAUUUGUCACCAAUCUUGGUAUAAUGUAUGACGCCUUAUGUGAAUUAGCUGACUUGUCUACAUCACUCCAAAAUAGAAGUCAUACAUUGACUCAAGCAAAUUGUUGUAUUCAACGUAUAAUAAUGGUUUUCGACUCAAUGGCUGAAAAUUAUGGUCCUAAAACAAAAGAAGCUAUUGAUUCAUGUGAAAAACAAUUAUUUAAAGACAUUCCACUCAUUACUAACAAAGCUAUACCAAAGAUAAAUCCAUUGCAGUUUUUUAGAAGUCUAUCUAAUAACUUACGAAGUAGAUUGUUCACAACACAAUCAUCAAACGUAUCUAUGCAAGGUAAUGAGUUUAAAAAUAUAUACACUCAAUUACUUAAUGACUUAGAUGUAUUGGACCCAAAAAAUUGGCCAGAUCAAUUUGAUAUACAGUAUGGCGACUCUGCAGUAAGAAGAUUAGCCAAUGUGUUUCAAGUUGAUGAAAGAUCUGCGAUAAAUGGAUUUCGGGAGUUUAAAGAUCUCAAGGAUAGUUCAACAGUUUUAGAUUUAAGACCAUUAUUAACUGCAAUUAAAACUGUAGCAAUAUCAUCCAGUGAAUGCGAAAGAGCUUUCAGUUCAAUGAACAAUAUAGUUACUACUAAAAGAAAUGCUUUGAACCCGACAAGUAUUUCUUCUCUCAUGUUGAUUAAUUGUGUAGGGCCACCAGUGCACAUGUUUGUACCUGAGCCUUAUGUUGCAUCAUGGAUACAGAAAGGCAAACGAUGUGCUGAUGAAGUUAACUGCCCUAAACCACAAAAUAUUGAAGUGAACCAUUCAUAUGUAGAGCUAUGGAAUAUAUUAAAAAUUUAA